This is a messenger RNA of Plasmodium inui San Antonio 1, 1476 nucleotides long. RefSeq lists its product as hypothetical. Lineage: Eukaryota; Apicomplexa; Aconoidasida; Haemosporida; Plasmodiidae. Gene Ontology annotation, cellular component: small-subunit processome; nucleolus. The coding region runs from base 1 to 1476 and encodes 491 amino acids. The record is from RefSeq and is a predicted model, not a curated record. Gene Ontology annotation, biological process: maturation of SSU-rRNA from tricistronic rRNA transcript (SSU-rRNA, 5.8S rRNA, LSU-rRNA). The transcript has a single exon. Gene Ontology annotation, molecular function: protein binding.
AUGGAAGUGAAGAUCCUUCACAGGAACCCGGAGGAAUACAAGAACAACCCGGGGGCCUCCACCUACAAACAUAGCAGAAGCGUCGACCCUAACAUUCACCUCUUCCAGAGGGAAAUAGAAUAUAAGAGGGCCCUAAAUGCAACGAAAAUAGAUAAAAUUUUUGCCAAGCCAUUAGUUAAGUGUCUGGAUGGACACGACGAUUCAGUCCGAUCACUCUGUGUGUCAAAUAAGUCCCUAACUGAUCUGUACAGCGGGAGCUGUAACGGCUUCAUUAACAUUUGGAAUGUGCUGAAUAAAGUGUUAAUUAGAAAAGUGAAGGCCCACGAAGGAUUCGUGAGGGGGCUGUGCGUCAGUCACGACGAGAAAUUCCUCUUCAGUUGUGGCGACGACAAGUACAUUAAGCAGUGGGCUAUCGAGAAGAGCAGGGGGGUGAGCGAGCUGGGCGGCCAGGAGAAUGCCAGCAACUUCGCCGCGAGCAGUCUGGCCGCAAACAGCCUGAUCGCUUCUCAGCGCUCUCUCGCCUCGGGCGCGCUUGUGGCCAGCCAAAAUAUGCAGAACCUGAACCAUCUGUCCGACGAAGUGACGCCAAAAAAGAUCUAUGUUUGCAAAAGCGUGCCCAACAGCAUCGAUAAGCAUUUCUCAGAGCCGCUAAUCAUAUCAGGCAGCCAACACCUGGAUGUCUGGGACUACUACCGAAACAAUGCCAUAGCAAGUUUCGAUUACAACAGUGAAUACAUAUAUUACGUGAAGUUCAAUUACUCACAGAGAAACCUAGUUGGGUUAACUCUUUCGGAUAACUCUAUAGGGCUAGCUGACAUAAGAGCCAAGACGCCGAUCAAGAAAAUAUUCCUAAAAUACAGAUGCAAUUCGCUAAGUUGGAAUAAUAUGAACCCAAAACAGUUUGUCGUGGCCAAUGAAGAUUCAAACCUUUACACCUUUGACAUGAGGUACUUAAAAACUGCUACUCUUGUGCACAAAGGGUUUGUAAAUGCUGUGCUGGAUGUUGAUUACUCUCCCAUUGGAGACAAAUUUGUUGCUUGUUCGUAUGACAAGACAGUUAGAUUAUUUAAUAGCGAUGAAUCAAGGAGCUAUGAUGUGUACCACACAAAGAGAAUGCAGCAUGUCCUUUGCUGUAAGUUUAGCUUAGACGCCAAAUACGUCUACACCGGAAGCUCAGACAUGUGUAUUCGUAUAUGGAAAUCUUGCGCCCAUGAACCAUCUGGUGUUUUGUCGUACAAGGAAAAACAAGCCAUAAACUACCGAAAUAAACUGAAGGAGAAAUAUUCCUCGCUGAAGGAAAUUAGACGCAUCAGAGAUCAUCACCAUGUCCCUGCGCUCAUCAAGAGCAUGUCCGACAAGAAGAAGGUGAUGCUAGAGGCCAAGAAGAGGCGCGAGAAUAACAGAGUCAAGCACUCGAAGGACCCAGACCAGCUGCCCAUUCCGGAGAAGAAAAAAAUAUUCGUCACGGAGCAGUAG